AUGUGCAAUCAAAUGGGCUGUGGAAGUUCAAAUGAAUCUGUCCACACAGAAAAUGUAUCACCACAACCCUCCGACUACUAUACUGAACGUGCGUCAGGAGUGAGUCGUGCCAAUGGCGGUGUGCAUUCGGAUCAAACAGUUUUCGAGGCAUACAUAAAACUUGAUGAGGAAGUGUGCAAAUUAGAAGCCGAAUGUCCUGGCCCAAAACUAAUAACCAUCGAGGCAUGGAUCAAAUAUCUUGAAUCGAAACAAGAGGUUUUAACAAAUGACAUAAUUCAAUUGCCAUUACACAUGUUGGACGAUGAUUUUGAUGAGGAACAAGAGACAGCCAAAUACAAUAGACGAACACGGCUCGAAAAAGACAAUGAGUCGGAGCUCAAGGUUCGUGAUCUUAUAGAAAGCCUAAAUAUUAUGACCGACACAACACAAGCGGCAAAGCACGAAGAGUUUUUCGCAAAUAUCAGUCGUCGUUAUAUUGAAAGUUGCAACGAAGCAUUAAAAGACGAUAUCUUGGAGCAUGCACAAAAACGGGCCAAUGAUCUACGCGAACUUUGGACAAAAUUACGAAUGAAAUAUAAUGAACUCGACGCACUUAUGUCUUCUAUAUCGGGAAAUAAUUACACGAAUCCAAAUGAAAUGAACAUUGAUACCGAAUUGGAGUCAUCGCGUCAGAUUCGUGAUAAAUUAGGUGGUACAGCCGAACAAUGGCGAACAUCAGCAAAUUUACUACGCACAAGUGCCAAAUCAGCUUUAUUAGCCAAUGAACACUAUACAUUGAUACAGACCUCAAGUUCGGUAAAAGAUAAAAUAACAUCGGCAACUGAUUGCCGUACAGCGUUAUUGGGAUCGUUAAUGGCAUUCAAGUGCGCACAAGAGGCAUUGCCACAGGUCGACAUUCCACAUAUAACGAAUCGACAGAUAGUAGCCGUUGCUCAUGCCAAUGAAUAUUUACUGACAGACAUCGGUAAUUCAGAGCGUUAUCAACACACAAAACAUGUGCUCGAUGCGUAUCAUAAAAGCCUUUCAAAAUCGACCAUAUGGAUACAUGAUAUUUUCCAAAAGACACUUAUAAAGGAUUUACAGGAAGCUGAAAAUAGUGUUAAAUUAUUGUCGGAAAAAUUGCGUCAAAUUCGAGCCGAUUAUAUACGAGCAAAAGUCGGUUAUCAAACCUAUGUUCCUAUCGAAGACGGCCAAACGGCAUCGUAAAAUAUUACGACAAUGCUAGAAAAGACAAAGUGAAGGACACGAUAUAUCGUACACUUUUUGUAUUUGUUUAUAAAUGUGUCAUCGUCAAUGUCGUGCCACGCUGAUGAGUAAGGGUUGUUCGCUCAAAACCACUAGCCACCUUGAAGAUAUCAUCGUUAAAUGAAUUAUCACGUGUUUUUGAUAAUUGCAUGGAAAAAAGAGGACAUCACACGAAUGACAUAGACAACGAAAUUGAAAUCCUUGAACUCGUUUUUCAUAUUCGAUAAAUGAAUCCCA
Molecule: messenger RNA, 1482 nt
Organism: Contarinia nasturtii (swede midge)
Lineage: Eukaryota; Metazoa; Arthropoda; Insecta; Diptera; Cecidomyiidae
Gene: synr
Exons: 5
Coding region: 1-1206 (401 amino acids)
Source: RefSeq, a predicted model, not a curated record